UCUUGUUCUUCAUCUUUCUGUUCAAAAAUUGAAAAAAAAAAUAUGUCUAUAACUACUUGGAUGCUAAUUUGCAUUCUUCUCUCUUUUCUGACGUCCGCCGACUCAAAGGUCUCCGGUGUUUACACCGGUAGCCCAUGGCAGGACGCCCACGCCACCUUUUAUGGUGGCUCUGAUGCCUCUGGCACUAUGGGAGGUGCAUGUGGAUAUGGAAAUUUGUACAGCACAGGAUACGGAGUGAACAAUGCAGCAUUAAGCACAGUUCUUUUUAAUAGUGGGCUAAGCUGUGGUGCUUGCUUUGAGAUAAAAUGCACUGAUCAGAAAUGGUGCAACCCGGGAAACCCAUCCAUUCUCGUAACGGGUACAAAUUUUUGUCCACCAAAUUACGCUUUGCCAAAUGAUAAUGGAGGUUGGUGCAACCCGCCCCGGCCCCAUUUCGACCUUUCCAUGCCUGUGUUCCUCCAAAUCGCUCAGUACCGUGCUGGCAUCGUACCAGUUACCUAUCGCCGGGUUCCAUGCAAGAAACAAGAAGGAAUCAGAUUCACAAUCAACGGUUUCAAUUAUUUCAAUAUGAUCAUAGUGACUAACGUGGCAGGUGCUGGUGACAUCCAGCAAGUUCAAAUCAAAGGUACUAACACUAAAUGGAUAAUUAUGAGUCGAAACUGGGGGCAAAAUUGGCAAUCCAAUGCUUUGCUAGUUGGUCAAGCACUUUCCUUUAAAGUCAAAACAAGUGACCAUCGUUAUGUUACCUCAUACAACGUGGCACCUUCUAAUUGGCAGUUCGGUAAGACUUAUCAAGGCAAAAAUUACCGAGUUUAAAUCAAUUAAAUAAAACUACCCACAAAUUGAAGAGAAAUAAAUUACCACUUUUUUUCAUACCAUAUACUUAUUUAGUAUACCAUUUCCGCUACCUUCAAUAUUUCUCUUUUUUAAAUGGGAAGAAUUAUAGGUAUAUGUGGAAUUAGAUUAUUUUCGUUUUAUAAUUUUGUAACGCCCCUUGAUCUUUUUCUUAUGUGAGAGAAUCAGAAUUGCCC
This is a messenger RNA of Solanum dulcamara, 1031 nucleotides long. RefSeq names its product expansin-A9-like. Bases 43 to 816 code for a protein of 257 amino acids. NCBI's taxonomy places the organism in Eukaryota, Viridiplantae, Streptophyta, Magnoliopsida, Solanales, Solanaceae. The transcript is spliced from 3 exons. Gene Ontology annotation, cellular component: extracellular region. Gene Ontology annotation, biological process: plant-type cell wall organization. The record is from RefSeq and is a predicted model, not a curated record.